AACAUCAUUCGUAGCCUUGCACACGAGCGAGCAACUUAACUACAAAGUCAAAAAACGAAUUAAUAUCAACAAAGUAAAAUUCAUUACUGAAAAACGUAAAACCUUAAACAACGCAACAACAAAAAAUGUCUUACGCUAAACUCAAGAAUACUUGCAACGUCAGCACUUUGGUCGAGCAAAGUAACAAAAAACCGAACUACACACCAGGCAAGGCGUUGAAGCAGACAUUCAAGUUACUUAAAAGCAUUUUCAAGUCAACAACAGUCAGCAAAGCAGACAGCAACAACAAUGUGAAGCAGCAAAUCACAGUCACAAGACCACAAGUAGUAGCUGAGAUGCCGCAAGCAGCAAUCGAGCCACAGCAACAUCACGACGAAGUCGAACUGUCUGCACUCAACUCUAGCAUACUGACCACUUGCUCAACACUCAGCGCUGAGGAGUACGAGAACGAAUUGAAUGAGGUAGCUGAGUUGAUGACCGCAAACAAAUCCAUCAUUGCUGAGUAAACUGUUGACGAUCGCUACGAUACUUAACUGAUAUUCGUGGUUGUUGUUUCAUCCCACUGGCAAGCCGUCGGUGCCUUCUAGGACCUGGUUCGUCCUUAAACCACACCGCUUACAAUUCCACAACAAACGCUUUAUAUUCUCGAAGCUUUAAUAGUUUAUAUAUAGCUAAGCGUAAAUACAUAUAUGUGUGUGUGAUGCAGUCGAACUGCCAAGCUUUGUUCUCGAUGUGCCCUCGCCCUUAUAUGUUCUACUUGCUCACUCUAUGUUUGAGAGUGCGCAUGUAGACUGGCAAUUAACAUAAUAUCGAUGAACAUCUGAAAGCUUUAAUUGUAGUAUAUCAAUUGUCUUCCAAAUAGUAUUAAGUCAAAAUAAGCGGAAAUGUAUGUAUUAUAGUUGAAAAGUCUUGAUAUAAAAUUUAAUUGUUAAACUGAAACUUGUUGAU
Molecule: messenger RNA, 948 nt
Organism: Bactrocera dorsalis (oriental fruit fly)
Lineage: Eukaryota; Metazoa; Arthropoda; Insecta; Diptera; Tephritidae
Exons: 1
Coding region: 126-506 (126 amino acids)
Source: RefSeq, a predicted model, not a curated record